Messenger RNA from Esox lucius (northern pike), 5285 nucleotides. RefSeq names its product regulatory factor X, 5 (gene rfx5). The record is from RefSeq and is a predicted model, not a curated record. Lineage: Eukaryota; Metazoa; Chordata; Actinopteri; Esociformes; Esocidae. Gene Ontology annotation, molecular function: DNA-binding transcription factor activity, RNA polymerase II-specific; RNA polymerase II cis-regulatory region sequence-specific DNA binding. The coding region runs from base 149 to 2044 and encodes 631 amino acids. The transcript is spliced from 11 exons. Gene Ontology annotation, biological process: regulation of transcription by RNA polymerase II.
CUUCGCCAAUUGGAAUUGACGUUUGCUUUGUAGUCAGGCAGACAUAACAUAGUUGUCCAAUCAUAAAAAAAAAUCUAAGAGGGGAUUUUUGCUGUAUCUUUGGCUCAGAGGCCCCGGGGUGCUUUUGCCACCGCCGUGUGAGUAAACCAUGUCGGAGGACAGGUUGAAGGCAGACCCCUCCAAGCGGGAUGGGCUGGACUCAGGAGAGGGCGACACGGAGCCCAGCCUGCUGCUGCUUAAACUAAAGAGCAACAUCUCGAAGAAUGUACAGGGCAAAGUGGACGUCAUCCUGCAAGAUGUGCAGCGCUUCUCUGACAACGACAAGCUCUACCUAUACCUCCAGCUGCCUUCCGGCCCUAGUUCAAGCGAGAAAAGUCUGGCAUUGGCCCCACUGGCACAACUUAGGCGGUGGUGUAUUUCCGCAUCGAUGUCAGCUUUGGAGGACAGAGCGCUACCAAGCAGUGACCCCAGCUCCUUCAACACAGCCGACCAGCUGCACACCUGCAACUGGAUCCGCAGCCAUCUGGAGGAGCAUGCAGACACAUGCCUGCCCAAGCAAGACGUCUACGAGACGUACAAGAGAUACUGUGAUAACCUGCAGCAACGGCCUCUAAGUGCUGCCAACUUUGGGAAGAUCAUCCGUGACAUCUUCCCCAACAUCAAAGCCCGGAGGCUCGGCGGCAGGGGACAGUCCAAGUAUUGUUAUAGUGGAAUACGCAGGAAGACGGUGCUAAACAUGCCAUUGUUGCCAAACCUCGAUCUGAAAAACGACCCGUCGGAGCUGACGGAGCUGGUUCAGACCUACAAGCAGGAAGUGACGGAGGCGGCUUGUGAGCUCAUCUGUGACUGGGCCCAGAAGAUCCUCAAGCGCUCCUUCGACACGGUGGUGGAGAUCGCACGUUUCCUUGUGCAGGAGCACAUCGUGAACCCGCGCUGCAGCCAGGCCGAGCUGGUCACUUCCGCAGCCAUGGCAGGAGGUCCUGCGAAGACCCCCAAGGCGAUCAAGAAGAACCCAGUGCCGUCGAAAGGAGGUGGGCCAGAGUCAGAGGGGAUCAGCGCGGAAGUUAAGAGGGAUAAGGAAGUCGGGGAUCAGUCAUCGCCGGGGAAACCGCAGUCCAGUGACAAGCCAACCAAAGGGGCGGAGUCAGUGCGCCCGGGCGGUCGCGACCUGCAGGUGGAGGCUCUGAUGAAGAACUUGCCCCGGAUCCUGCCUCGCAGCUCCGUCCCCGACAAGUCCCAGCUGUCAGUGCGCUCCUCGCCCCCCUCGCUGGCGCCCAAAGACACAGGAGGAGUUAAGGUCAUCACCAUGACCGCCCUGCCCCAGCAGCAAGGGGGCCCUCUCCCCGUCAUGAUCCUCCCGCACAGCCUCUCCUACCCCGACCGAGAGAAAGCCCCGCCAGUCACCAUGGCACCGGUAGCACAGACGUCUGUGGUGCAGAGGGCCCGCGCCACGACCAAAAGACCCCCAGAGUCUCCUGGGGCCCCUGGUCCAGGAGGUACCCCGGCCAAACGGAAACGGGGACGGCCAAGGAAGCCACGGCCGGAGGACAGCGCCGCUCCCCAGCCUCCACCUCUGCCCUCAGUCAGCCAAGCCCCCAUCAUCCAGUCGCACCCCGGGGGGGUGAUCCAGAAAGCCUGCUCCUCCUCUCAGGUGGUGGAGGUGCUGUUCCAGGACCAGCAGGCCAUGGUACUGGGUCAGCUGCAUCAGGUAGCAGACACUGGUGACCCGGAGCAGCGGGGCGUGGUACUGGAGACCGACCCGAGGCCCGUGCUGCUGUUCCCGGGGCCCGGCCACCCAAACUGGGACCCGAGCAGGGCCUUGGUGGAGGUCAUCCAGAGGACCCCGAUGGCGGGCACCAAGAACAACAACAGCUCCCAGUCUCACCCCCAGCACUGCCUGACCACGACGCUGGAGGAUCAAAGGGAGGUGGAGAUCACCCUCACCCCCAUGGAGCUUUCAGACGUUCUGCCCAUCCCCGCCUUCCAGGGUAGCACGGAGGGCUGCCCGGCGCCUGACGACAGCUCUGCGGCUGAGAGACCCUAGCCCUCCCAGUACCCAACCUCACCCUCCCCUUUUCCCAGGGGAGCACUAAAGGGUGAGGGUUACUACCCCCAAUCCCUCGUUCAUCUUCCCCCAGGUAGUAGAGGUUAUCCGUGCCACCCAGUGUCAGCGAUUGGCGGAAAUCCGAGAUUGGCAACACUAAGAGCCAAGAAGGAUGGAUGAAGCCAAACCACUACUAACCCCUGUUAACCUUCCAUCAGCCAUUGCACUUGACAAUGUAUAAAGGGCCGUUUUUUUGUUGUUGCUGUGACUCUAACUGCAUGUUUGUCUGUGUAACUGUGAGCGAAGAGAGAUGAAGGCGGUUCUGUACUCCUGAGAUCACAUCUCUUGUUGUUGGGAAGAUGACGAGGGGGUAUUUUACGGGUUCGGACCUAACCAGGUUCUAAGUGCUACUCUCCUUGAGAGUGCUACUCUCCCCUCGAUCAGUAGUUUUUUCUAUCUUUGGUUGUGUUCUGUUGAUGUUUGUAGUUGUGCUUUCAAACAGGCUUCCAGAGCAAGAGAUAAGGCCUGACUCCAUGCUGGUGGAGCAGCAUUUAAAGUAUAAACCUUCAAACUGGGACACGAUUUAAGCUGCAGUGAGACACAAGAAUUUACCUGGGUGUGAUGGAAAUAUUACAGUACUUCCUGAUGGCAACUUGGCUUACAUAAAGCAGUGUAAACAACAUAUAGACAGACUACGAUGACAAACAGUAGUUCAUUAUGCCUUUGUAGUUUAGAACUUCCCCUCAACUCAGGCAAAAGCAUCAAAGCACAAACCUGCCAGCCUGGUGAGGAAUCGAAAAUGCAGCAGCGCGGAAUAUUAGCACUCAUAUAGUCAAUGAAUUAGUCUGAUGCUAUGCUAAUGCAAAUGUGGUGUGGCCAAGCCAGUAAUGUGCGCUGUACCUUAUACACUCUAGGACUAAGAUAUCAUUUUCAAACUGUCGGGGCAGAGUCAACAGGCGACCCACUGACAAAUGUUUUGCCUCAGUCUUUCUCCAGGGCAGGUUUACCUCUUCCUGAAGUGCCAUUGCUACUGAAGGACCGUGUUCCAACUAGGCAUUUGACUUAGCCUUCUAGGCUACUAAAUCAGUUCAGAUAUUGCCUCUGUUCAACACGCCUAGUCUUCCGGUUCGGUGAGAAACAUGAAGCGGCACUCCAGGACCAGGGUUGCCUACCUUGGCCUGUGUACAUUGUUGGUGCUACUAUGAGGUACAUUGCAUUACAUCACGGGUGUCAAACCAGUUCCAUGGAGGGCCCAGCUUAUCCUGGUUUUUGGUGUUUCCUUUUAAUUGGUACCUGAUGAUGACCAAGACAACCAGGUGAACGGAGAUCCUAACUAAUUAGUGACCUAAUUGAUGAAGGAAAAUGUGAAAACUGGAAGAACCUCUGCGGAACCUGUUUGACACCAGUGCAUUACAUAAUAGUUCAUGAUAAUGUAAGAUACUGAUACGCGUUUAUCAAACCCAGCAUAUCAUCCAAAGUAUGAUCAACCUUAUAAAGGUUGGUUAUGUUUUUUUUAUGUAUAUACUUUCCUUCCGUCCUUUGACAAUAGAUUUAAAAUUGAUCUCAGCCCUAUUCAAAAGAAAUUGGAGCAGAUGACAAUAUUUGCACUGAUAUGAAGGAAGCAAAAAGGGAAGAGGCCAUCAUUUCUAAUAACGUUGUUAAACUAUGUUAAAAUAAUGAUUAAAAACAGUUUGCCUACUUUUGGAACAACCCAUGUUGACUUCCUUUUUAGAGCAGGUCAGGUUUUACAGAAUUCAGAAGGACAAUGGAAUUCGAUGUUAAUACUAGCCUAUGACAUGUUAAUAUUCUUCUGAAAACGAUUGGCUUUAGAAGAGACAAACUGUGAAUUCAUGAUCCAUUUGUUGCUGUAAGGGUGAGGACUUAAGAAUGUCCUUAUGUCCACAAUAGAUGUUUCUUUCCAGCAAGUAUGCUGUACAGGGGUGGCCAAAAUUCUUGGAUUAUUAAUGGGUGAGAGGGUUUUUUUGCCCAGCCAUUUUCUUUCACAGCUAUUUUUUUCUACGGAUCAGCUAGUCGUAUUGGACUUCAGCUAAAUCACAUGUUUGUUCCACAGCUGGAACGAAAUCCUGCAAACAUUUUUGCUCCCUGUGAGGAAGUUUGGCUGCCCCUAAUGUAGCGUACUCUAUUGAUCUGUUAACGGUGUAAGUGAAUGCGCAUAAUUAUAGAGACUCAGCUUAUCAUUAUUAAUGAAAUUAGACUAUGAGCUAGCAAUGAUCUCAGAGUCCUAUAAAUCAAUUGACAGAUCAGUUUAAUAUCAACAAGAGCUGGGUUUGAAUGAAAACUGCAGAGAAAAUGUUGAGCGGACUCACAUGGGUAACCUCUUCCCUGAGUGCAUGUCCUUUUAUGUGCAGUGACGUGAGUUUAGCAGUAAGUGAAUGAAUGAGUGGGAGAACUUUCACUGUGGAGCCUGUGCUCAAAAGAAACGGGUCAAAGAAUCAAAGAUAAGGAUCGGGAUCCGGGUAGCAGUGCCUUGACCUUCACUGGCGGUCAAGCCACAUCCUGACCGACCACGGUCAAGCACUGCAGUUGCUCUGUUGAUGAUGGUAACCCUCUAAACUAGCCCGGCUAGCUAUUUAGUGGUUAUGUAGCUUCAUGGCUUUGCUUUGUGGUUAGUUUGUUUGAAGAUUGCGAAUGAGUCAUUUUGCUAUUGGUUUUUAUUUUAUCUAUGAGAAUCUUAUUUAUCAUUUGUGUUGUUGUUCAUUUGAAGUGCAGUUUUAACCUGAAUGUCUUUAAUGUUAAAGACACUAACAGAAAAAAAAAUCAAUCCAUGCAUGGUUUUAUGUGACAGUGAUUAUUUUAUUCUAAGAUUCAAUAAUAAUACAAAACAAAACUGUUACUCUUGUAGUUUAGAAGUAAUAUCUUAAAACAAAGUGUAUUGACUAGGGGUUUAAAAAUGGGGAUGUAUUAUCUUAACCAUCAUAAUCCCUCAGGUUUUGCACUUUAUUCCUGAAAAUUAAAUUAUUUAUAAUUGGUCUGCACAAAAUAAUCCUAAUUUGGUAAGAGUAUUGCACCUUAUAUGUUAGUCAUUUUAUACAUAUGUGCAACUCUGAAUGCCCUUGUUUGAAAUUGUUUACAAGCAGUUUUUUGUAAAUCAUUGUCUUAGAGGUUUGUGACAUUUACAUCUAUGCUUCCUUUAAAAACAGAGCUAAAUAAAAUGAUGCCAACAACUAAUGUGAAUAUAUUUUCCUAUGCUGACUAAUAAAUGUUGUUAAAGGUAACUGGA